Molecule: messenger RNA, 3810 nt
Organism: Plectropomus leopardus (leopard coralgrouper)
Lineage: Eukaryota; Metazoa; Chordata; Actinopteri; Perciformes; Serranidae
Source: RefSeq, a predicted model, not a curated record
CGGACGGAGAGGAGUCAUGUUGAACUUUCGUUUCGCUUUUCGCCGUCACAAACAUGUUGUAAGUAAUUAAACAACGAUGUCUGAAAUACUAAUGAAGGAAAUGGAGAGUAUCUCAAUCGCUCCAGCAAAGGCAGAGGGGAUUUCAGACGGUGUCCGGAGCUUCCUGCUGGUGGAUGAACAAGAAAACCUGCAGGUCCGCGAUGAGUCUGAGUUUGUGGACAGACUCGGCUGUGGGGACGUGGCAGGAGUCAAAGUUCUCUCCAUCUUUGGCAACACCGGCGACGGGAAGUCCCAUACCCUCAACCACAUCCUGUUCGGUGGUGAGAGCGUGUUCUACACUUCCAAGUCCCCCAGCUCCUGUACGGUGGGAGUGUGGGCUGCGUAUGACCCCAACCAUAACCUGGUCGCCCUGGAUACAGAGGGCCUGCUGGGGGCUGCAGUCAAACAGAACCAGAGGAUGCGGCUGCUGCUAAAGGUAUUGGCAGUUUCUGAUAUAGUGGUGUAUCGUACACGGGCAGAGCGUCUCCACAACGAUAUGUUCCAGUUUCUGAGUAAUGCGUCAGGGGCCUACCUGAAGCACUUCACCCCGGAGCUCAGGGCCCUCUCCAGCCGCUGUGGUCUGGACGUGCCCCUCUCUUCUCUUGGGCCCGCUGUUAUCGUCUUUCAGGAGACAACACACACCCAGUUGCUCGGUCAUGAUUCAAAGGUGGCAGGCCAUGCCGACACGCUGCUCCAGAAGCGUUUUCACGACUUGGGCUUGAGGACAGAGGCCUUCAGCUCAGUGCAGUAUGUUGGCACCCAGACCAUCACGCCUCCCACUGACUACAAUAGGCUGCUGGAGGCCGUCAGGCAGCAAGUGAAGAACACUCACACACGCUCUCCCCGCCAGCCCGGGAUAGUGUUUCACGCUCUGGAGGCUCUAAGUGAGCGUUUCUGUGGGGAACUGUCGGACGAUAAGAUGACCCCCUACUCCUUCUUCCCAGACGAGUACUUCACCUGUUCCGCUGUCUGCCUCAGCUGCAACAUUCGCUGUAAAAAUGGAAUGAACCAUCUAAGAGACAGGGUUCCCCAUAUGGCUGAUGGACUGUGCCAGUAUGCACACCAGUUCAACAACAAAGUCCUUAUCUGUAAGAGAUGUUAUGAAGGAGGCAGAGAGGUGAUUGUCUUGCCCAAGACGUCAGCCUCAACUGACAACCCAUGGUUUGGACUGGCCAAGUAUGCCUGGUCAGGCUAUGUGUUGGAGUGUGCAAGCUGUGGUGUAAUCUACCGCAGCAGACAGUACUGGAUGGGAAACCAGGACCCUGAGAGCGGUGUGGUGCGAUCUGAGAUCAAGCACGUCUGGGAGGGGUCGGACACCUUUUUGACCAACCACCAGAACGCUGCCCAGAGGGUCCUGGAUGGGAUGAACUAUGUGAUCCAGUCAGUGUCGGAGUACAGCACCAGGCCCACCAAAGCUGUGGCUUCCUGGCUCACUGACCAGGUGGCACCACCAUACUGGAGACCCAACACAGACAUCACUGCCUGUCACGGCUGUCAGAAGGUGUUUGAGGAGGCAGAGAGGAAACACCACUGCAGAUCCUGUGGUGAGGGUUUCUGUCACCCCUGCUCCAGUCACAGGAUGCCGGUGCCUGAGCGAGGCUGGGGUAGCGGCCCUGUCAGGGUGUGUGAGGCCUGCUACCGACAGGGGGGGCCAUCUGACACUAACAACCAAGUGUGUAAGGUGGAGCCUCGUGGUCUGAUUGCUCGCAGGGUGACGGAGGUGGCCCAGUCUACACUGGACAUGGUCACCACAGCUGUGGAGUACCCUCUCUGUUUUGUGAAAGAUGUGGCUCGGCCAGACUACUGGGUGCCAGACCAGGACAUUACCCAGUGCCGCCAGUGUUCCAAAACCUUCACUCCGGCGAUGUCCAAGCACCACUGCCGGGCCUGUGGAGAGGGAGUGUGCGGCCCCUGCUCCACACAUUUCAAGCCUGUGCCCUCCCGAGGCUGGGACCACCCAGUCAGAGUGUGUGACAGCUGCCACGCCUGCACGGACAGUCUCUGAGCUUUAUCAACAGGGAGAACUUCCUCAGAUGAUCCAUAAGUACACUGUGAGUCCUGGCACUGCUGCACCAAGAGAACAACGAGAAUUAAUUAUGCAGCGCUAAAUGGCAGGACAUAAAACAGGCUUUUUCUGCGUGAAAAGACAGGCUGUUCUGAAGCUAAAAUUUGUCCUCACCUGGGUACUAGGCCUGGUGUUAUAUCAGUGCUGGACCCUGGAUCAGCUUUCCAACUCAUCUGCCUUUCUUUACCAAGUGAUUCUGCAGCAGUUAUGAAACAAAACUCAUAAUAGAUCACUAACGACUGCACCUCCGGACCAUUUAAACUGUCCUAAAACCAGUAGGACACAUGGACAGGUGGACAUGUGAUUAUAACUGACUGGAAAUUUAGAAAAUGAAGCAAUACAUCUCAGUUCUUAUAAGAACAGGGCUUGUUCUCUUACCUGCGCUGAAGUGUAGUCUCCUUUGUUCAUCCAUUUGUUUUUGCACAGCCCUGCAACAUGCAGCCCAUUCUCAAUUUGAUGGAUUUGUUUGGUAAAAAUGAUUGGAAAACAAGUGAAAAGGAUGCGCAGGGUAUAGUGGUAGUUUUUUAAAGUUUUAAGGAUUUUAAAUUGGUCUGUUUGAAAGACUGUCUAGCUGUCUCUACUACUUGCGUCAUCUCUGCAAAACCCUCAGAAAAGUCGAGAUUGUGAGUUUUGUUUUUAUCCUCACAAUCUUCCACUAAGCCAUCUCUGAGCUAAGAAAAAUUAUGAACAGAGGAGGGGAACACAAAGCAGUUCAGACUUUUGGAAAAAAAAGAAACUUUGUGUAUGCCUGUGCUACUCUGAAAAGAAAGAGAUGGAUAAACAUGCGCUACAGCAGUGUGUGCCUUCAUGGGAAUCUUAAUUUCCAUUUCUGUACCCACAUGGGGUUGUUUGAGGGGAUUACUACAUAUAUGCACGGAGUAAUGACAUUAUUUGUGCCUAAUUACAGAGCAGUGUAAUCCACAGCCUCGCUCAUCUAACUCUUAGGCCAGAAACACACUGACUGCGUUCACAGCGCGUGAGCGUCGCCGAAUCUGUUGAGGAUUUUUUCAGCACCGGUGUUAACAAGUCAGCAGUUGUCAGCAGAAAUAGAGAUUCAAAAUGGCAUUUCGACAGUUAUGUUGACUCUAUACCACCUUUUACCUCAAUUUAAAAGCCUCGCUCUGUCCCAGAGAUGAGGAAAUACAGACGUAUCUGUUUUACUCAAACUUUCUCUGGGCUGGUGUCAAAAUAAAAGACCCUGCCAGUGUGAACACUGCAAGCCUGAAACACGCUGCAGUUCGGCGAGGUUGCUGUCACGCACUGCCCAUGCAGCCAGUGUGUUUCUGGCAUUACACUUGUAUCUACAAUAUGGUGAAAUUAAUAGGAAGAUUAAAUCUGUAGCGCAGUACAUUAUAGACAUUCCAGUGUAUGGAAAUACCUGUGUACUUACAAAUGUAGAUUGACCUUUCCAAGGUUAUUAUAAAAUGUGGACACUUUUGAGCCACAGAGCGCUCUCACUAUAAUGAAUGCACUUGCACUAGACUGGACAUUGAGCUGUUCUGAUAUUUGAAAGGCAUUCAAAUUACUUUAAAAUGUUAAUGGAAAAUGAUCCUCGGUUUAACAUACUGGAAACACGAAUGCAUUUUCUCUCUGCCUAGAAAUCAAUUCACUUUUAAAGAUGUUUUCCAGUGUAAUCUGGAAAUUGACAAUCUUGAUAUUUUUUUUCUUGAAUCAGGCUUGUCCAAAUAAAGACAACAAAGGAAGAC